Molecule: messenger RNA, 891 nt
Organism: Beauveria bassiana ARSEF 2860
Lineage: Eukaryota; Fungi; Ascomycota; Sordariomycetes; Hypocreales; Cordycipitaceae
Product: short-chain dehydrogenase/reductase SDR
Exons: 1
Coding region: 1-891 (296 amino acids)
Molecular function (GO): oxidoreductase activity, acting on the CH-OH group of donors, NAD or NADP as acceptor
Source: RefSeq, a predicted model, not a curated record
AUGGAGGUCUUUGGGUUGAAGAGCCAGUCGCUGCGGUACAAAAUGGACGGCUUUGGCAGCGUCCAAAUGUAUCUCACGCCUCCCGAUUACUUUGACCUUGCCGCUCCGCCCCCGGCAUCCCACGGCCUCGCCCAAGCAGCAGCAGCAACAGCAGCAACAGCAGCAGCCGCCACCGCCACCACCGCCAUGUCCACCAGCACCGCACAGCCCAAGACGACGCUCAUCGUCGGCGCCUCGCGCGGCAUCGGCAGAGAGUUGGUGCAGCAGCUCGCGCAGCAGCAGCCCCGGGGGCAGGUCAUUGCGUCUGUCCGCAGCGCCGUCGAUUUCGGCGGCAGCCCCAACAUUCGCUCCAUCACCCUGGACCAGUCGUCGGCCAAGUCGAUUAGCGAGGCGGCGUUUGGCGUCGCCGCGCUCGACACGCUCGUCGUCAACGCCGCCGUCGGGGACGACGAGCGGCUCCUGGACACGUCGGACGAGCGCAUGGCCGAGUACAUGGACGUCAACGUCACCGGCGUCUUGCGCAUCGUAAAGGCCUUUUUGCCGGCGCUCAAGGCCCGCAAGACGCGGCAGAUUGUGCUCGUCUCGUCCGCCUCGGGCUCCCUCACCCGCCAGGUCAACGCGCAGGCUGGAUUUAAAGGUCCCUAUGCCGUGUCAAAGGCGGCCCUCAACAUGGUGGCCGUGCAGCUGCACAAUGAGCUGCACGAGUCGGACGGCUUCACCGUCGUUCCCAUCCACCCGGGCUGGGUCUCUACCGACAUGGGCCGCAUCGGCGGCGACGGCGGCAUGCCAGUCUCCAAGAGCGUAGCUGGCAUUGUCAAGAUUCUUGACAAGUUGACGCCGCAAAACUCGGCCACUUUUUAUAAUUAUGACGGAACGACUUUGCCAUGGUAG